This is a messenger RNA of Nannospalax galili (Upper Galilee mountains blind mole rat), 3284 nucleotides long. RefSeq names its product epithelial membrane protein 2 (gene Emp2). The transcript has 5 exons. The record is from RefSeq and is a predicted model, not a curated record. NCBI's taxonomy places the organism in Eukaryota, Metazoa, Chordata, Mammalia, Rodentia, Spalacidae. Gene Ontology annotation, cellular component: plasma membrane. The coding region runs from base 204 to 722 and encodes 172 amino acids.
GCUCGGAAAGGAGGGGGCCUCGGGGAGGAGGCCCGGCCGGGGAGGCGGAGGAGGCCGCAGUCCCUGCCCCGAGCUUCAAAACAGCCGGCGCCUCGCCCCGCGCGCAGCCCGUGCGUCCAGACGCCCGCGCUCGAUUUGGACUUGUCUUACUUGCCCUUUUUGGGCUGUCUCACCACCCACUCAGCCCUCACCGCCCUGUGAACAUGUUGGCCAUUCUUGCCUUCAUCAUUGUCUUCCACAUCGUCUCUGCAGCGCUGCUGUUCAUCGCCACCAUUGACAAUGCCUGGUGGGUAGGAGAAGGCUUCUCUGCAGACAUCUGGAGGGUGUGCCUCAACGCUACAAACUGUACAGAAAUCAAUGACUUCAGUACCGACAGUCCUUUUAAAGGUUACUCCAUAAUGCAGGCGGUACAAGCCACCAUGAUCCUCUCCACCAUCCUCUCUUGCAUUUCCUUUCUCAUCUUCCUGCUCCAGCUCUUCCGCCUCAAGCAAGGAGAGAGGUUUGUCCUGACCUCCAUCAUCCAACUCAUGUCAUGUCUAUGUGUCAUGAUCGGGGCUUCCAUUUAUACGGACCGGCGCCAAGAUAUUCACACCGACAACUAUAUUAUCUAUGCGGAGACAUCGGAAGGCAGCUAUGGUUACUCCUUCAUCCUGGCCUGGUUGGCCUUCUCUUUCACUUUCAUCAGCGGCCUCAUGUACCUGAUCCUGAGGAAGCGCAAAUAGAUUCAGGGAGCUGGGCUGCUCUCCCCACAGCAGGGCAUCCACAUUCACAUAACCAUUUUGUAUAUAAUCAUUUUUUGUGGUUUUUCUAGCAAACAUAUUGUUUCCUUUAAAAGCUUUAAAAAAGAAGAAGAGAGAGGAGUUUUUGCAUUCUUAAGAUCAGAGACUGAACCAUGAAGGCUGGUUAGAAUGCCUGCCCACCAGAAAGUCUCAGUCAGGCGAAGCAAGAUCAGCAUGGAGGAAAUCAGCAGGACAAUUCUUCCCUGUGGGGCUGGACUGGAGUGUGACUGGAGGUGUGGAAAGCAGGUCUCUGGGGACAGACUCCCUCAAGGUUUCUGCCUUGUCCCGCCUUCCCUUCCCUUCAGCAGGUGGGAUGAAGAGGGGCGUCUAUCUGUAGAUGUUGACCCCAAGUUCAUGUGAGAAACAGGUAAAGACAAGCCCUGGGGUUCUGUCUAUAAGUGAGCCAGAGUCCCAACCCUCCUGCAGUGAACCAGGUCACCACCCAAAUUUACUGACAGUCUGCUGCGUGUCUUUGGGACAGUUGAUCCUUAACCUACAUGCCACAUUUAGGCAGAGCAUCUCUGUAGGUGAUUUCUUAGGGCAUCUUAUGUGCAGACUUUCAGUCCACUUGGCAGACCUUCAGAAUCUCUCAUCAUGGGAUGGGACUGGGUUUUUGAGGUUCCAACAAGCUCCUCAGAAGUGCUUAGGUGCAGUAAAGUUAGGGACCAUAGUCCCAGAGUCAGGGGAGAACAACCACCCCAUAAAUGUUGGCAGACUCGUGUUGAGAUGGCCCCACUGCUGGCCACACCUUGGCCUCCACGAGCUCUGUCUCUUCAACAGCUGUUUACAUCUGGGCUACCUGUGCUCCAUUCCCAGGCCAUAUGUCUCCAUAGCCAGACACCUCCCUGCCCUGUUGUAGAAAAUCUGUCCUUUCUCUUCCUGUGCUGCAAUCUAAGGUAGACUGCUCCCAUUAACCCCUGUUUCUGAAGCCUCGGAAGAUCAUCUACCAUCCAUCCAUCCAUCCAUCCAUCCAUCCAUCCAUCCAUCCACAUGAAUGGAUCGUGUCACAUGGCAGUGCUGGGGUACCCUCCCAAGAUGAUUUCUUUCCUCUUGAGGCUCAGUCUGGAGAAGAACACAGACUAGAAAUGAAUUAGGAAAAUUACCAACUAUGAUGGAGCUGUAGGGAACCCCACCAGAGAUUCAAAACAGGCCAACAGGGUGGGAGGGAACCAGCUUUCUACGUGCCUGCUUUUAAGUGCCAUGAGGCAUUUAGAUGGCUCUAAAUAUAGCUCCAUUCAGAUGUAACAGAUACCAUUUAUUGGACAGAGCCCAUCUGUGUUCCACCCAAAGAACAUUUCUGUGGAGGGUGUCACAGUCCCCACAGUAAGUGAGACAAAAGGGUUCCCCAGAGCUAUGCUUCUCGAUCUUUAACAGGUAUCUUGGGAGACUCCAGCUUGGCAGGUCAGAAUAAAUCAACAGUCCAGUUGAUUCCAAGAUUGUACUGAGAAAUGAGGCCCUAGGAAAGUUGUCAAUAACACACGAGAAACUGUGCUGUUCUGGAGACUCCAGAACUCUAGAAAGAUGUCUCUUCCCACCUCCGUAUCUUUUCUUUCUUGUGUUUUAAGCAUCAAGCUGGGGAGGUCCUGGGACAGGAUGUGGGACUUUGUGCUAAAGGUAGGGGUGGGUGAUUAACCACAAGCUCAGUUCCAGUGGAGCUGGGCUGAUGUCAGAUCUGAGUGACGAGGGUCAUCAGGACAUGCCUUCAGUACAGGAUUAGCUUCCUUCUUUCUUUAUCCCUCCCUCCUUCCCUCUUUCCUUUUGUCCUUUCCUUUCUUCCUUCCUCCAUUGGAGAGCCCACUAGGGUGACAAGAAGCUAGAGAAAGGCAAAUGACUACUUCCUGCCUCAGUAGAAGACUGUGUGCUGGAGUGCAGGGUUUUUUGGAUGUCUUCUGAGGCCUACAGAAGAAGGCUGGGCCUAAAGUGCCUGCCACACUUUCUGCCUGGGGCUUUUCUAUUAUGUUCUGAUAGUCAUGUUGGAAGAAAGCAGAACAGUUUAGAACCAGAGGUGUGGAAAGCCUGACCCCUGAGCCAGCAUGAUUCCCACCAGAGAAAGCCUCAGGGCUACAGAAGUGCUCCUGUCAAAUUUGAUAGGAGUGCCCCACGGGUUCUUCUGGCUGCUUGCCACUAUGACCAGCUUUCAGUGCUCACAUCCACCCAUGACACAAGAGGUGCCUCUUUCCUGCUCUGUGCCAAACAUUCAGGAAGCUGGAAAGUGACAAGGGUGUGAGGAAGAACAGAUCCACCCUUCUCCUCCUAGGUAGAAUCAGCUCUCAGUUGGUGCUUAACACCUGUUAUCAAAGAACAUGGACAAAGCCAGCCAGGCUAUCCAAGAAAUAAGCAUUAGGACCAAACCUGUCACUGCAUUUGAAGGAACCGUAGUUUGCGCAUCUUACGACAUUUUUAUAAAGUACUGUAAUUCUUUUGUUCGGGGGGGGGGCAUGUGACGGAGACAGACUAACCCGUGUUUGUCAUUUGCAUUAAAGUUAUUUGAGGUCUCUGUUUAAA